AUGUCUAUACAACAGCGCAUCGCUGCCCUGAAACAGGCUCAGGCUGGUCAGAGUCCCGAAGACAACACCCCGCCGUUCCUGGGUUCGCAACAAAUACCCCUGCCGUCGCGUCCAGCUCCAUUGCAGAACCCAGCAAUCAACAUCCCUCCUCCUGCAUAUGAAGAAGCCCUACAAAAACCAGUUGCUCGACCGCCACCCCCGACAAUAGCAAACGGCCAGAAACCCAAAGUUCCUCCUCCUUUACCCGCCCGAAAGGCCCCAGCGAUACAAGCCCCAGCACUGCCGCCGCGCAGACCCUCAGAGAUCUCCCGAAAGAUUUCCUUGGAAUCAGUGGCUUCAGAUGUGUCGCGAUCAACUUCUACAAGUGCGGGGAGGACUACAGGAACAUCUGCUACCUCGGUUGACUCUGGGUCCCUUCGUGGUGUCCGAGCUCCAGCAUGGGGUGAAACAGAAUUACCCCCUCUACCUCCUAAAAGGCAGGAUACUAAGCCCGUCAACCACCAGUUGCAAUCGAGGCCAGCAACUGCGAAUUCUACGAAGUCGGCGACUUCAAGCAGGAGUCGAUCACGGCCUCGACCGUCACUGCCUCCUCGACGGGAGUCGACCAACAGCAACUCAACAGAUGGAGGCUCUUACGCAUCUCAACCGCCUCCACCAUUACCAUCUCGUGGAAGCAGGGAUAAGUCGCCUGGUAUGCAUGCAGAAUCCACCGUUAAACCACCGCCUAGAAAGGUUCCUCCGCCGCCACCUUCGAGUUCCGCUCUGGAGAAAAUACAAAAAUCUGGGUUUGGUGGAAUAUCUAAUAGUUCCGAUGCAUCGGGGUGUUGUCCAAAUGAGACCGCCAAACGGUCCACCUCAAACACUCUUCUUGGCAGAAUAGGUUCCGGAUUAGAAGGAACUGCCAAAACCCCUGAGAUUCCCGAGAGACCUUCAAGUCAGCCUGCUUCAAAUCCUCCUUCGAAUGGAGUGCCGCCACCGGUGCCCUUGGCAUCUCGCCCAGACCUCUCAAAACUCCUGGCAACCAAGCCUCGCAUGUUCAAUUCUGGAUCCCCCGCUGCAACACCUAGCGUGCAGUGCCUGAAAUGCCGUGACUUUGCGGGCCCGGACGCGCAUGCGGCUCAAUAUCCGCGCGAAUCUCUCCCAACUCAUGAUCUGGCCUGGUUAGCGAGAGAACUGACUGCACCAUUCCCUUCCCUCACAGAUAAAGCUAGGGCCCUGUUUACCUGGUUCCAUCAUAACAUAGAGUACGAUGUCCACUCAUUUUUUAAUAAUUGCGUAAAACCGUCGACGCCCGCCGGGACACUUGCAACAGGGCUGGCAGUAUGUGAAGGCUACGCUGGCCUGUUUGCUGCACUUGCAACCCACGCGGGGCUCGAAGCCAUGGUAAUUUCAGGUCAUGGCAAGGGAUUUGGCUACGAGAAUCCAGCUCCAGGCUCCGGUCUACCACCUUUCGAAGCGGGACACGCAUGGAAUGUAGUGAGGAUCGACAAUGCACAGUGGAAACUGAUAGAUGCGUGCUGGGGCGCUGGGGUUGUCCAAGGCGCUGGGCAGCCGUAUAAGAAGCUAUUCAGCCCAGAUAUGUUCACCAUGUCAAAUGACGAGUUUGGGCUCCGCCACUUUCCGUCCGACCGAGGCCAAUUUUACCGAGAUGAUGGCCGACCUGGGGUGAGUUGGGAGGAGUAUAUUCUGGGCAAUCCGAACUCGCCAUUUGGGGCGGAGCAGCCGACGAUAUUCACAGAUGCGAAGAAACACAGCAUAGGGGAGCGCUCGGUCCGCCCGGAUGCCAAGCAAAUAUCGGUAUACCACCAAGGCCCGAUACGCUUCCAGUUCGGGCUUAUCUGCGAACACUGGACACUGGCAAACCACAGCCGAGCCCAACCCGGGCUUUUCCUGUUGAUGGUCCACGGGGCUGAUGGCCAGCAGGAUGAUAGACUGCUUUUCACUCACGUCCGGGGCUCCGGACCGAAUGGGGGGGGAGACAUGUGGUAUGUCGAUGUCCCGAAUGCUCGUGUCCUAGGUGCACCGGGGCAGAAGCUAGCAAUCGCCGUUCUUACUAGCUUCGGGGAUCGGAAGGAUGCACGGGGCGUUACUGCGGAGGAGUAUCAGCGACAAGUUGGUCGGGUGGGAAUGUCAUGGGCUUACGUUGCAGAGUGGGAGCUGGUGUGA
Molecule: messenger RNA, 2166 nt
Organism: Aspergillus tanneri
Lineage: Eukaryota; Fungi; Ascomycota; Eurotiomycetes; Eurotiales; Aspergillaceae
Exons: 1
Coding region: 1-2166 (721 amino acids)
Source: RefSeq, a predicted model, not a curated record